Harpia harpyja (harpy eagle) is the source of this 1545-nucleotide messenger RNA. Its product is annotated as beta-1,4-galactosyltransferase 3-like. Gene Ontology annotation, biological process: carbohydrate metabolic process. Gene Ontology annotation, molecular function: glycosyltransferase activity. The coding region runs from base 226 to 1299 and encodes 357 amino acids. NCBI's taxonomy places the organism in Eukaryota, Metazoa, Chordata, Aves, Accipitriformes, Accipitridae. The record is from RefSeq and is a predicted model, not a curated record. The transcript is spliced from 7 exons.
GACUGCGAGGAAGUUAGCAGAGCCGCCGGUGCAGGACAGUUCCAGUGGGUCCGGCUUCUCCCUGCCUCCGAGAGAGAUGGAGGCAGACAGGCCUUGCCCAAGUUGUUCCUACAUCGUGAUUUCCUACUGUCACCCACGGGAGGAUCGCAACCAAAGCAUAAAGCAUAAUGCAUAAAGCAGUACCGGGCCCUAAAACAAUUGCUGUCUGCAACCCCAGGUCAUGCCAUGAAAAUCUCGAUUCCUUUGUUUGUUUCAUGGUUGAUGCAGGGAUUAAUUCUUUCCUGUCCGUGGCAUUGUACUUGCUGGAGCUUUCGGCAGAACACCAUAUUUAUCCUGAUACUCUACCGAGGUGGGCCUUCGAAUGUGUUUCGUGGAUUUUUGGACUCGCAUCAGGUUCUGGAUUACUCCAAAACUCAUGAUGUGUAUACAAACCUCAGCUUGUUCACCCAAGCUCCCAGUGAAGAAGCUAUGCCGUACUGCUCAGCGCAGUCACCAAUAUUUGUUGGUCCAUUAACCAUCACCUUCAGGGUGCUCCCUAGUGAAAGAAUGAUCAUCAAAAAAAAUCCUUUUGUUCAGUCGGGUGGCCGCUACAGGCCACCUCACUGCUUGGCCCGCUACAAAUCAGCCAUCCUUGUAGCAUACAAGAACCAGGAGAAGUACCUUCACCAUCUUCUCUACUAUAUUCAUCCUUUCUUGCAGCGCCAGCAGCUCAGUUACAGUAUCUACUUGAUUCAGCAGGUGGGGAAUGGUACGUUUAACCGAGCAAAGCUGCUUAAUGUUGGUGUCCGGGAAGCCCUGAAGGAUGAAGACUGGGACUGCCUUCUUCUGCACGAUGUCGACCUAGUACCUGAGAAUGAUUAUAAUCUCUAUGUUUGCGAUGAAUACUAUCCCAAGCAUAUAGCUAGUGCCAUGGAUAAGUUUCAGUACACUCUGCCAUAUAAGUCCUUUUUCGGGGGUGUAUCUGCUCUGACUCCAGAACAUUACAUGAAGAUGAAUGGGUUUCCAAACACAUACUGGGGCAGUGGUGGUGAAAAUGACGACAUUGCUACAAGGAUUCAGCUAGCAGGAAUGAAAAUAGUCCGGACAUCACCCCACCUUGGACGCUACAAAGUGAUGGACUACAAUGAAGAGACAGAGACUCAAGAGCCUUGGGGAAGGCCUACUUCUCGACACAACACCAGAAAAACAUGGAAAGAUGAUGGAAUGAAUUCAUUAGAGUUCAAGCUCCUUUCCAGGACAAAGCAUCCUCUUUAUACCAACAUCACUGUUGACAUUGGAUACGUUCCCCCAUUUUCUUAAAGAGAAUGAAAACAAAAGCAGAGUUUGGGCUCAGCGUGGCAGCAUGUGUAUGGGCAUUCAGCCUCUACCUCCUGUUGUGGUGUGGAGUCUGCACCACCUGAGACUAAUCCUAUUGUCUUUCAUGAAUUUCACUUUUCUUCUUACUGUUUUAGAAGAAAAGGCCUCAAGAAUAAGGUAUGAUAGCAAAUAAACAGGCUGUGGCUUACUGUAAAAAUUGUCAAAGCACUGUAAAACUAACUACUGAGC